Maudiozyma barnettii is the source of this 849-nucleotide messenger RNA. RefSeq lists its product as uncharacterized. NCBI's taxonomy places the organism in Eukaryota, Fungi, Ascomycota, Saccharomycetes, Saccharomycetales, Saccharomycetaceae. The record is from RefSeq and is a predicted model, not a curated record. The transcript has a single exon. The coding region runs from base 1 to 849 and encodes 282 amino acids.
AUGGAAAGUACAAGAACCGAGAGUGUCCCGGGUGUAGAUAUUCCUACCUUUAGAGAAUUAGUGAUUGCUCAGCAAGAUAAAAGGAGUUGUAGAUUAGAAAAUAAGUUCGUUGAAAGAAUGGAAGAAUCUUUAGUCAGAUGGAAACCUGGUGUUUCCUCGCAUCGGGGCACACUCAUGGCAAUUGAUGGGGUACACCCUUAUCAAUUACUCACUGGAGACCGCAACAACACUAAAAGAAGUAUAACAUCUAAAUUGAACACAGAGAAAUUACAUUUUUCUUCUUUCUAUAAGUUGAAAGACGACAAUUCUGUUCAGAGCAAAGGUAGCGUAAUCCAAAAUUUUAUAAGAUGGGUUUAUGAUAUAGAUUCCAACAAGGAUAUUGAUGGUAAUAAUAAUAAUAAUAAUAAUAAUGAAGAGUUAGAAGAUAAUCUAUCCUUCGAUCACGAUGGUUUAUCCUUUAUGCUUACAUCAACAGGUAAUAAUUCUGAUGUGACAGGGACUCCCAUUAUGUACCCUCGCGCCGCACGGCUAAAACCAAAACAGAUCGUAGGGGAGGAUACAAAUCAUCUUCAAUAUAUGACCCACCCAUUAGGCGCCACAGAAAGAGCAUUGUAUGAAUUAUAUUAUAAUAAUCCUAUACCUGUCAACUAUUUGGAGGCGACAAUGCAAACUAAUAAUGAAAAUAUUGCUACCGAUACUAACAGGGAGCAUUGUAAUUUAGUUCAAAACAGAGGCUCUGUUGAAAAGGAUGGGUUUCAUGAUUGUAUAUCAUGCAACACUCUAAUAGAAAUGCUUCCAUGUUUGCAAUUGAAUAACAGUGCUUCUCUCAAUAAUACGAAUAGCAAUUAG